AUGCCUUACUCUGUUAUCCGGGGGGAGCACUUUAAAUUGAAGGCAACUGUCUUCAACUACCUGACCAGCUGCAUCAUGGUCACUGUCACUCCUUGCCUCUCCUCAGAUUACACCCUCAAACCUCUGUCUGGUGACCAGUACACAUUCUGUUUGUGUACCAACGACCACAAGACCCUCAGGUGGAACAUGAUCCCAACAGCCUUAGGGGUUGUGAAUGUGACUGUGUCUGCUGAGGCGGUGGCAUCCCAUGUUUCAUGUGAUAAUGAAGUUGUGAGCGUACCAGACAGAGGUCGCAUUGACAUAGUCACAAAACCUCUCAUAGUAAAGGCUGAGGGAACUGAGGUGACAAAGACGUACAACUGGCUGCUUUGUCCAAAAGGAAACACACAGACAGAGGAAACAGAGAUACAACUGCCUGAGAAUGUGAUUGAAGGAUCUGCCGGCACUUCUGUAUCAGUCCUGGGUGACAUCCUCGGCCGGGCUCUGAAGAACCUGGAUGGACUGCUGCAGAUGCCAUAUGGAUGCCACUAUGGAUGUGGAGAACAGAACAUGGCUCUCCUAGCCCCCAACAUUUACAUCCUCCAGUACCUAAAAGGCACACAGCAGCUCACCUCAGCCAUCAUGGAAAAAGCUGCCAACUUCCUGACCAGUGGAUACCAAAGACAGCUCAAUUAUAUAAGUUAUGAUGGCGCUUAUACCACAUUUGGAACAGGACCAGGAAAUACUUGGCUGACUGCUUUUGUGGUGAGAAGUUUUUCCAAAGCUCAGUCCUUCAUCUACAUUGAUCCAAGAAAGAUCAAAGAGUCUAAAACCUGGUUAGAACAAAAACAGCAAGAAAAUGGCUGUUUUGAAACGUCAGGGAAACUCUUCAACAACAGAAUGAAGGGUGGUGUGUCUGAUGAAGUGACUCUCAGUGCGUACAUCACUGCUGCCUUCUUGGAAAUGAAAAUAUCCCCAAAAGAUCCUGUGGUCUACAAGAGCCUGAUUUGCCUCAAGGAGUCCAUCAGUGACCUCAGCAACACCUACACUACAGCUCUGCUGGCGUACGUCUUCACCCUGGCAGGAGACAUGGAGACCCGUGCUCACCUUCUGCAGCACUUAGACACAGUUGCAGUGAAGGAAGGAAGCUUCCUCUACUGGUCUCAGACAGCAACAGAAACAUCAGCCUCUCUGUCAGUGGAGAUCAGGUCUUAUGUGCUGUUGGCCAAACUCAGUGCCUCCCCGACUGUUGAGGACCUGGGCUAUGCCUCUGGCAUUAUCAUGUGGCUGACUGGCCAGCAGAACUAUUAUGGAGGCUUCUCUUCCACUCAGGACACAGUGGUGGCUCUUCAGGCUCUGGCUCUCUACUCCACUCUGGUGUUCAGUCCUGAGGGUUCAAGCACAGUGACCGUUCAGACUCCCAGCAGUCAGCUGACAUUUGAUGUAAAUCAGGACAAUAAACUGCUCUACCAGGAGAAGACGAUGCAGGACGUGUCAGGAAAAUACAGCCUGGAGGUGAAGGGCACUGCAUGUGCUUCAGUGCAGAUUUCUGUUCACUACAACAUCCCAACUCCUACUGAUGUCACCACUCUCAGCGUGAAGGUCAAACCAGAGGUCGACACCAUAAGUGAAUCUCCCAGACCCAAACUCACUCUGAAAAUCAAAUCCCUAUACAGUGGAAAGGAGAGCACUACAAACAUGGUGAUCCUGGAUAUCAAAAUGCUCUCUGGAUUUGUCCCAGACCCAGAGUCUUUGAUGAUACUCAAAGGUGCCCUGAUGGUGGAUCGUGUUGAACAAAAGGAAGAUCAUGUUCUUGUGUACUUACAGGAGUUACUAAAGGACACCCCCAUCAGCCACAGUUUAGAGAUCAUACAGGAGCUCCCAGUGGACAACCUGAAGCCGGCUGUGAUCAAGAUCUAUGACUACUACCAGCCAAGUGACCAGGCUGAGACAGAAUACAUUUUCAUCCCUCAAGGUACAGUUUGGUUGGUCCAGAGGGCAUCGCUCAGCCUAAAACCUUUAUUAAAGAUGCUUUUUGUGCUCACAUGUGUCUCGAUGCAUUUUUGUGUUAUCAGCUCUUAGAGGUCUUCACUACUAUUAAUGUUUAAUAUUCUUUUAUAAUAAAAUCUGCAUCCAACAAGUUGACAGGACAUCCUUGUGACUGCAUGUUCAAAAGAGCCAUAUUCAUGACUCCACAGUUUAAAUAUCUUGUUGUUUAAUCAUUAGAAAGUUUCUUACAGUUUUAAUAUAUCAAAAUCAAUAUAUUUCAAGUUUAUUGACUGAUCACUGAUUCAGUAGCAGCAGAGUCUACUCAAUCAUCAACCUGUUCUACAACCUGGAGAGUUAAUAAUGGUAAACAUCUG
Molecule: messenger RNA, 2342 nt
Organism: Archocentrus centrarchus (flier cichlid)
Lineage: Eukaryota; Metazoa; Chordata; Actinopteri; Cichliformes; Cichlidae
Product: alpha-2-macroglobulin-like
Exons: 19
Coding region: 1-2061 (686 amino acids)
Cellular component (GO): extracellular region
Molecular function (GO): endopeptidase inhibitor activity
Source: RefSeq, a predicted model, not a curated record